AUGGAGGCGGCAUCGGAGCCAGGUGCCUUCCCCGCGGAAACGGAGGUCGAACCAUGCCCAGAGCUGCCUGCGCAGCGGGCGCUGAGCGUGGCGGAGCUGGAUCGUGAGCUGGACUCCCGCAGCGAGCUGAUUGAUGACAAAGAAUUCGACAUUCCUCAAGUUGAUACUCCUCCAACACUGGAGAGCAUCUUAAAUGAGACUGAUGAUGAAGAGGAGUCUUUCAUUUUGGAGGAUCCCUUCCUCCUGAGCGUGGAUAACACAGACACGCACUCCUAUGACACAUCUUCUGUGGCCAGCUCUGACAGUGGGGACCGGACACACCUGAAAAGGAAGAAGAAGCUGCCAGACUCUCUCUCCCUGCAUGGGUCGGUCACGAGGCUGUCGCUUCUCAAGGGGAUCUCUGCCCAGAUUGUGUCUGCAGCAGACAAAGUGGAUGCUGGCUUGCCCACUGCCAUUGCAGCAUCAAAUCUGAUAGCAGUGGGGACUUCCCAUGGGUUAGCAUUGAUAUUUGAUCAGAACCAGGCUCUGCGGCUGUGUCUGGGCAGCACUGCUGUUGGGGCCCAGUAUGGAGCUAUCUCUGCUCUCAGCAUCAACAAUGACUGCUCCAGGCUGCUGUGUGGCUUUGCAAAAGGACAGAUCACGAUGUGGGACUUGGCCAGUGGGAAGCUGCUACGAUCCAUAACAGAUGCCCACCCCCCAGGAACAGCCAUUCUGCACAUCAAGUUUACAGAUGACCCAACGCUUGCCAUCUGCAAUGACAGUGGAGGCUCCGUCUUCGAGCUGGCCUUUAAGAGGGUUAUGGGAGUGAGAACGUGUGAAUCUCGGUGUCUCUUUAGUGGCUCAAAGGGGGAAGUUUGCUGCAUCGAGCCGUUACAUGCCAAAGUUGAGCUGAGAGACCACCCUAUCACCCAGUACUCCCUGCUGGCCAUGGCCUCCCUAACCAAGAUCCUGGUGAUUGGCCUGAAGCCAUCUCUGAAGGUGUGGAUGACCUUUCCUUAUGGCCGUAUGGACCCUUCCAGUGUCCCUCUUCUGGCCUGGCACUUCGUGGCUGUACAGAACUCUGUGAACCCUAUGCUUGCCUUCUGUCGAGGAGAUGUGGUUCAUUUUCUCCUGGUGAAGAGAGAUGACACAGGUGCAAUACAUGUCACUAAGCAGAGGCAGCUUCAUCUGCACUAUGACCUCAUCAACUUCACUUGGAUCAACUCCCGCACAGCUGUGCUGCUGGACAGCCUGGAGAAGCUGCACAUCAUUGACCGCCAGACGCAGGAGGAGCUGGAGACCAUGGAGAUGGCAGAGGUGCAGCUGGUCUACAACAGCAGCCACUUCAAAUCGUUGGCCACAGGAGGCAACGUCAGUGAAGCCCUGGCACUGGUUGGAGAGAAAGCUUGUUACCAAUCCAUCAGCAGCUGUGGGGGGCAGAUCUUCUACCUUGGGACUAAGUCUGUUCAUGUCGUGACACUGAGGAGCUGGAGAGAGAGAGUUGACCACCUGCUGAAACAAGAGCGUCUCACGGAUGCCCUGGCUCUGGCUUGGUCAUUCUUUGAAGGCAAAGCAAAGGCUGUAGUAGGCUUGUCUGGGGACACAAGCAAGCGGAAAGCAGUGAUUGCAGACAGGAUGGUUGAGAUCCUUCUCCAUUAUGCUGAUCGAUCUUUGAAGAAAUGUCCUGAGCAAGGCAAAAUCCAGGUCAUGGAGCAGCAUUUUCAGGAUGUGGUGCCUGUCAUUGUUGACUACUGCCUCUUGCUCCAGCGCACGGAUCUAUUAUUUAACCAGAUCUACGAUAAGAUGAGUGAGAACUCUGUAGCUAAAGGCAUCUUUCUGGAGUGCUUGGAGCCAUAUAUCUUAAGUGACAAGCUGAUGGGAAUCACAGCUCAGGUAAUGAAAGAUUUGCUGCUUCACUUCCAAGACAAGAAGAGGCUGGAAAACUUGGAAUCCUGCAUUGUGCAUAUGGAUAUCACCAGCUUAGACAUUCAGCAGGUAGUUCUCCUCUGCUGGGAAAACCACCUCUAUGAUGCCAUGAUCUAUGUGUACAACAGUGGCAUGAACGACUUCAUCAGCCCCAUGGAGAAGCUGUUCAAAGUCAUUGCUCCUCCACUGAAUGCUGGGAAGUCUCUCACAGAUGAGCAGGUGGUAAUGGGCAACAAGCUGCUUGUGUAUAUAAGCUGCUGCCUGGCAGGCCGUGCAUAUCCCUUGGGUGACAUUCCUGAAGAUCUGGUGCCUUUGGUUAAAAACCAGAUCUUUGAGUUCCUGAUCCGGCUGCACUCCACUGAGGGCUCGGUGGAGGAGGAGCUGUACCCCCACGUGAGGACCCUGCUGCACUUCGACACUCGCGAGUUCCUCAACGUCCUCGCGCUGACUUUUGAAGACUUUAAGAAUGACAAGCAAGCUGUGGAGUAUCAGCAGAGAAUUGUGGACAUACUUUUGAAGGUGAUGGUGGAGAACUCUGACUUCACUCCAUCGCAGGUUGGUUGUCUCUUUACCUUCCUUGCCCGACAGCUUGCCAAGCCCAACAACACCUUGUUUGUGAACAGGACGCUGUUUGACCAGGUGCUGGAGUUCCUGUGCAGCCCAGAUGAUGACUCGCGCCACGCGGAGCGGCAGCAGGUCCUCUUGGAAUUGCUGCAGGCAGGAGGGAUUGUCCAGUUUGAAGAGAGUCGUCUGAUCCAGAUGGCAGAGAAAGCUGAAUUCUUCCAGAUCUGUGAGUUCAUGUACGAGCGGCAGCUCCGCUUCGACAAAAUUAUCAGCUGCUACCUGCGGGACCCUCUGAGGAAGGAAGAAGUUUUCAGCUACAUUCACAACAUCCUGUCCAUGCCUGGCUACAGUGCUGAAGAAAAGCAGUUGGUGUGGCAGAAAGCUUUGGAGCACAUAGAGGAGCUGCUGCUGCUGAGCCCCUGUAAAGCAGCUGAGCUGGCAGCCAUUCACUUCAGUGAGCAGCUGGAAAGCAUCAUUGCAAACCUUAAGGACCAGUUCCUACUCUUCCAGUUUCUGAGGAGUCUCCUUGAUCCAAGGGAAGGCAUUAACCAGGACCUGGUUCACUUAGCUCCCUGCAUCACCGAGCGGUUCAUCGAGCUGCUGUGUCAGUACUCCCCAGACCAGGUUUUGGAGACACUUAAAGUUCUGGAAUGCUGCAGACUGGAGGAAACCAUCCAGAUAACCCAGAAACAUCAACUCCAUGAAGCUUCUUCAUAUUUACUGGAGAAGAAGGGAGAUAUCCACGGUGCCUUUCUGGUCAUGCUUGAGUGGCUGCAGGGCAGGUUGCUGGUGCUGACCCAGGCUGAUGAAGGCUCAGCUGAACUCCCCUUGCUAGGAAACAUUGAAGAUACCGUAAUGAAAACAACUGACCUUUGCCGGAGAAACUCACACAGUUUAGACCAACAGCAGCGAGAGGCCCUCUGGUUUCUCCUGCUGGAAGCUAUGAUGUCCCCACAGAAAUUGUCUGGCUCUUCGCAGUACUUUCCUCACCCUCACUGCAAAGCUCUGAAGAGCCUGACGAUGCAGGUGCUGAACAGCAUGGCUGCCUUCAUUGCUCUGCCUGCAAUCCUGCAGAGAAUCCUUCAGGAUCCAGUGUAUGGAAAAGGGAAACUUAGAGAAAUUCAAGGCCUUGUCCUGGGAAUGCUGGACACUUUUAACUAUGAACAAACCCUUCUAGAGACAACUACCAGCCUUCUAAACCAUGAUCUCCACUGGUCCCUGUGUAACCUAAGAGCUUCUGUCACUAGAGGGCUUACCCCGAAGCAGGAUUACUGCUGCAUUUGUCUGCAGCAGUACAAGAGAAGGCAAGAAACUGCUGAUGAAAUCAUUGUAUUCAGCUGUGGCCACUUGUACCAUUCACUGUGCCUGCUGAGCAAAGAGUGUGGGACAGUAGCUAAGGGCCUGAUGAGGUGGAUGUGCUACAAAUGCAACUCGAGUAGCAAGGGAGCAAAGCUGAGCAAGAGCUUCUCGGAGCUGAGAAAAGGCAGUACAGCAUCCUUGGCACAGGUGAGCUCCGAGGCACUGGACCCUCAGCAAAUCCAAGCCUUUGACCAGCUCUGCCGGCUCAACCGUGGCACCUCCAGGCUGGCUCUGCUGACAGAGCUCUCUCGUGGCCAUGGCAGUGAGAAGCCCUUCAGCAUUUCCCAUGGGGACCUGGCCACCAGCAGUGUCUUCCAGAAUGAGAACUUCCAGCUCCACCUGGCCCCCCCACCCCUGGCUGAGGACUAAUGCUGUUGCCUGCAGCCUGAGCAGGGCCAUGGCUGCUCC
Indicator indicator is the source of this 4236-nucleotide messenger RNA. RefSeq names its product VPS8 subunit of CORVET complex (gene VPS8). Gene Ontology annotation, cellular component: late endosome; early endosome; HOPS complex. Gene Ontology annotation, biological process: endosomal vesicle fusion; protein targeting to vacuole. Gene Ontology annotation, molecular function: protein binding. The transcript is spliced from 46 exons. The record is from RefSeq and is a predicted model, not a curated record. Lineage: Eukaryota; Metazoa; Chordata; Aves; Piciformes; Indicatoridae. Bases 1 to 4197 code for a protein of 1398 amino acids.